This is a messenger RNA of Elaeis guineensis (African oil palm), 1301 nucleotides long. Its product is annotated as NADPH-dependent aldehyde reductase 1, chloroplastic. The record is from RefSeq and is a predicted model, not a curated record. NCBI's taxonomy places the organism in Eukaryota, Viridiplantae, Streptophyta, Magnoliopsida, Arecales, Arecaceae. Gene Ontology annotation, molecular function: oxidoreductase activity.
CAUCAUCCUCUCUCCGCCUCUUGCGCUUUGUAUGCUCUUCUACCUCACACCCACAGUUCUAAGGUCUGUUCUCAUCGUACCUCUCUCUCUAUCCUUCACUCUACUUCCCACCACCACCACCCACCUCUCCUCUCUUAAGAAAAAUCCACCAGUCCAACCAGUCUCAGGCUACGAGCCUCGCCGAAGAUCUUUUCGUCCUUCUUUCGCCACCAUGGCCUCAGGUGGCCAGCAGUUCCCUCCCCAAACCCAAAAGCGCCAGCCUGGAAAGGAACAUGUCAUGGAACCCACCCCUCAAGCCGUCCUCCAUGACUACAAAGCCGCCAACAAGCUCCAAGGAAAGGUGGCGCUGGUGACGGGAGGCGACUCCGGCAUCGGUCGCGCCGUAUGCUACUGCUUAGCCAUGGAGGGCGCCACCGUCGCGUUCACCUACGUCAAGUCACAGGAGGGUAAGGAUGCAGAGGACACCCUCCAGAUGCUCCGGGAGAUAAAGAAGGGAGCCGACGUCAAGGACCCGAUCGCCAUCCCCGCCGACCUCGGUUUCGAGGACAAUUGCCGCAAGGUGGUGGAGGAGGUGGCGGGCACGUAUGGCCGCAUCGACAUCCUCGUCAACAACGCCGCCGAGCAGUAUGUGAAGACCUGCAUCACCAACAUCACCGAGGAGCAGCUCGAGCGCGUCUUCCGGACCAACAUCUUCUCCUACUUCCUUACAACCAAACAUGCAGUGAAGUAUAUGAAGGAGGGAAGUAGCAUCAUCAACACGACGUCCGUGAACGCGUACAAAGGCAAUGCCAUGCUGCUGGACUACACGGCGACCAAGGGGGCCAUCGUGGGGUUCACGAGGGGGCUGGCGCUGCAGCUGGCGGGCAAGGGGAUACGAGUCAACGGUGUGGCGCCGGGGCCGGUGUGGACGCCGCUGAUCCCGGCCUCCAUGUCGGAGGAGAUGGUGGCCAACUUCGGGAAGGAGGUGCCGCUGGGCCGCGCCGGGCAGCCGCACGAGAUCGCGCCAUCCUACGUCUUCCUCGCCUGCUGCCAGGAUUCCUCCUACGUCACCGGCCAGGUCAUCCACCCCAACGGUGGUACCGUUGUGAACGGCUGAAGGGUUGGAGAACGGGAUGUGGUUCGGGUGCUGCUGGGUGUAAUAGGUUUUGAUGGGCUGGGUGUUGGUAGUAUGUGAUGGUUUUAUUUUGGGUGAGCAUGGUAUGUGUAUUUGUAGCUGCAGUCAUGCAAAUGGUGCUUGGAUGCUCCACUGUCUGUUUCCGUAUAUAGUUGGUUAUGAAUAAAAAUUAUGGAAAGUAGUGCAA